Penicillium cataractarum is the source of this 1617-nucleotide messenger RNA. Its product is annotated as D-aminopeptidase. Gene Ontology annotation, molecular function: aminopeptidase activity. The record is from RefSeq and is a predicted model, not a curated record. The transcript has a single exon. NCBI's taxonomy places the organism in Eukaryota, Fungi, Ascomycota, Eurotiomycetes, Eurotiales, Aspergillaceae. Bases 1 to 1617 code for a protein of 538 amino acids.
AUGUCAGUCACAAAGCAAAAUAUCGACCAAAUCAUUAAUGAAAUUCCACUUCGCUACCGGGGUCCCGGUGGUGCGGUCGCUGUCGUCAAAGAUGGCGAAGUCGUCGGCCAACGCGUCUGGGGAUACGCCGAUCAAUCUCGUCGUAUCCUCGUAGAACCAUCCACCCAAUUCCCGAUAUGCUCAAUCACCAAGCAAUUCGUGUGCGGCUUGAUGAUGGAUCUUCACCGGAAUCCGACCCCCGCGAUGGCAGCUAAGGGCGACGUGCAUAGUCAAUUUACGGAAAAGCUGCAUGAGUUGCUCCCCUUGGCGAGGGAGAAGGGUCUGACACUUCAGAACUUGUGUGAUAUGCAGUCCGGCAUUCGCGAUUACUGGGCCAUGACUACCCUUUGGGGUGUGAAACCAGAUGACGAGUUCUUGGUCGAUAGGGAUUGUCCUCCGAUGCUGGACAGGACCAAGUCGCUUCACUUCGAGCCAGGCACGGAGUACUCAUACUCGAAUGUGAAUUUCCACCUAGUGGGACGAAUCAUUGAGCGUGUCACUGGCGAGCCACUUGGAAAGCUGCUUGAAGAGAGAAUUCUCAAGCCGGCGGGGAUGACUACUGCACUACUUUGCCCGAAUACUGCACACCACCCUCCUCCCUGCGUCGGCUAUGAAGGCAACGAGGAUCAUGGAUUCUACGAUGCAGUCAAUCGUAUGGAAUGGUCGGGCGAUGCCGGAAUGGUGGCUUCUUUGAAUGACAUGAUCGCUUAUGAGAAAUACCUCGAUCGGCUGUAUGCUGACCCUCAGAGCUGGUAUCACACUGCGACAAGGCCACAAACCUUUAGCGAUGGUACAGCUGCGAGAUAUCAUUACGGCCUGAAUCAUGUGGAUAUUAAUGGCGUCGACUCGAUCGGCCACGGUGGAGCUCUAAGAGGAUACCGGCUGCAUCGGAGACAUGUGCCAGAGGAGCAUCUGUCCGUCGUGGUUCUAUUCAACCACGAGGCCGAUGCAUCAGCAGCGGUCGACCAUAUUCUUCGAGGCGUAUUAAACCGACCCAAUCCAGAGAAUGCAUCAGUGGAGCCAGCCACAGAAUGGUAUGGCGUUUUCCUCGACCAGGACACUCAAUUGGCCAUCACUGUCGCCAAGAGUUCGCAAGUAGGAGAAGUCUUAAUCACAUACGACACUCACUUGGAGGCUGCACCGCUCAAGUUGACCGACGCAAAGAAUGGCAAAGCACGCACUAUGACUGGCUCCAUUGACGGUGAUGUCCUUAGCAUUCAUCGCGUGUCGGAUAACCGGAAACUCGAGGCUCGGCGCCUCACUCCGCGUGAGGGCGCUCUCAAGGAUACGGCAUUGGUGGGCGAUUAUUAUUCAGAAGAAGUCGAUUCUACCUUCCACUGCAUUGGAGAAGCGGGUAUGUUGUAUGGUUUCUUUGAUGGAUAUCUCGGACAAGGUAUCGUGACGUCGAUGCGGUAUCUUGGGGAUGAUGUCUGGGCUCUGAGCUGUCCGCGUGGUUUGGAUGCACCGGCACCUGGUGACUGGACUGUAGUGAUCCACCGCGACGAGAGUGGUUCUGUUGUGGGCUUCAAAAUUGGCUGUUGGUUAGCUAGGGGAGUAGAAUUUGUCAAGAAGCAGUAA